Messenger RNA from Oryza sativa Japonica Group (Japanese rice), 2003 nucleotides. Lineage: Eukaryota; Viridiplantae; Streptophyta; Magnoliopsida; Poales; Poaceae. The record is from RefSeq and is a predicted model, not a curated record.
ACCGUGAUCUGUGUGACUGAUCUCUCACGUUGCAGCCGCGGCCCCGCGCGGCUCCCCUCCCCCCACCGACCGGCAUGGCGACACCCAGAAAAACCUCCAAAAUCACCGCGAAAACACCGCGCGCCACCGUGAUCUGACUGACUGAUCUGAUCUCUCACGUUCUAGCGGCGCACCGCGCACGCGGACCCGCACACGCGAGAGAGCGCGCGCGCGCACGGCGAUUCGGUCGUCCUCCUCCGGUUUACUACUACUAGUACUUGCCACCUUCCCGACGACGUCGCCGUCGUCGUCGUCGGCGCGCGCGCGCCUCUCUCUCUCUCAAAGGAGUGGACUGCGUGCUAGUGCUAGUGCUACAGGCUACGGGUCGAGAAAGGCGAGGCCACCAGCAGAGAGCAAGCUGAGGGAGGAGACGGGGCGGCCUCUCCGCCUUGCAGAUCUCGCAUGCGCGGGCGGAGUGGACGGCGGCGGAGGAGGCGGCGGAGGAGGAGGGCGCAGUAGGGGAGGCGUACGGGCGGCGGCGGCGGCGGCAUGGGCGGGGCGAGGCUGGGGAGAUGGGUGGAGGGGAUGUCGGCGGACAACGUCAAGGGCCUCCUGCUGGCGCUCUCCUCCAGCCUCUUCAUCGGCGCCAGCUUCAUCGUCAAGAAGAAGGGCCUCAAGAAGGCCGGCGCCUCCGGCGUCCGCGCAGGUGUUGGUGGCUACUCUUACUUGCUUGAACCAUUGUGGUGGGCAGGAAUGACAGCAAUGAUUGUUGGAGAAAUCGCCAACUUCGCAGCUUAUGCUUUUGCUCCUGCUAUCUUGGUCACUCCACUUGGUGCACUUAGCAUAAUUAUCAGUGCUGUUCUUGCACACAUUAUUCUGAGAGAGAAGCUACACAUAUUUGGUAUACUCGGGUGUAUUCUUUGUGUUGUGGGUUCGACAAGUAUUGUGCUUCAUGCCCCUCCAGAGCGUCAAAUUGAGUCUGUGGCAGAAGUAUGGGAUCUAGCUACUGAACCAGCAUUUCUACUAUAUGCAGCCAUUGUGCUUGCAGCAGCUUUUGUGCUCAUAUUCCAUUUUGUCCCACAAUAUGGUCAGACCCAUAUCAUGGUGUAUAUUGGUGUCUGUUCUCUCGUGGGAUCCUUAUCGGUCAUGAGUGUCAAAGCUCUUGGGAUAGCAUUGAAGCUGACAUUUUCAGGGAUGAACCAGCUUGUUUAUCCACAGAUGUGGGUGUUCUUACUUUUUGUAGUUGCAUGCAUAGUAACACAGAUGAACUAUCUGAACAAGGCCCUUGACACUUUCAACACUGCAGUGGUUUCGCCCAUAUAUUAUACGAUGUUUACAUCCUUGACCAUUUUGGCCAGUGUGAUAAUGUUCAAGGACUGGGAUCGUCAAGAUCCAACACAAAUUGUCACGGAGAUGUGCGGUUUUGUUACAAUCCUUUCUGGGACAUUUCUUCUUCACAAGACAAAGGAUAUGGUGGAUGGUCUCCCACCAAAUUUACCUAUCCGACUACCUAAACACGCCGAGGAGGAUGGUUAUGCUGCUGAAGGAAUUCCUCUCAGAUCUGCUGCUGAUGGCAUUCCACUCAGGUCACCGAGGGCCACGGAAUCGUUUCGUGCGACAUUAUAACCUGCUAAUGCUUGCAACCGUGCUUCAAGGUUUAUACUCCAGCAGCAACGCUAGCUCCUCAAUGUGGGAAGGGAAGAAUCUCCAUUCUUUCAUUGGAUACACACUCCAUAGGUUGACUGUAGGAUCCAAAGGUAACGGCUCGGCCCCCCCUGUAAUUUUUUCAGACAUCCGUACAAAAUUUUGGGGGUCAUUACAUCAGUUAUUAUACAUAUCUUCGGGUGAGAUAACCAGGAUGGCCAAGAAUCCCAAGUUCUGAACUGUAAAUCGCUGUGAGCCAUAGAGGUCAUUGGUCUGGAACUGUUGUAUUCUUUCAAAUACAAUAGGCAAAUAGCUCACUCAUAAUACAAGAAGAGGUUGAAAGAGCGCAUGCUGUCUGUAGUCAUUGUUGCCCCUUGCAA